Oncorhynchus keta (chum salmon) is the source of this 1412-nucleotide messenger RNA. Its product is annotated as high affinity immunoglobulin gamma Fc receptor I-like. The transcript has 6 exons. Gene Ontology annotation, molecular function: transmembrane signaling receptor activity. NCBI's taxonomy places the organism in Eukaryota, Metazoa, Chordata, Actinopteri, Salmoniformes, Salmonidae. The record is from RefSeq and is a predicted model, not a curated record. Gene Ontology annotation, biological process: cell surface receptor signaling pathway. Bases 81 to 1046 code for a protein of 321 amino acids.
AACUAGUCUCAUUUCCCCUGACAAUAUAUAAAGAUUGUACUGUAGUUAUCCCCAUCAGAAGCACAAACAGAACACUCAACAUGAUGCUCUUACUCAGCCUCCUUGUUGUUUCAACACUACCUCAAUUGGCUGAGCUACAAGUCCUCCCCACCAGUGCUCCGCAGACAGCUGUGGCUGAACUAGUCAAGGGGUUACCCUGGAUCUUCUCAGGGGAGAGCGUGCAUCUGAAGUGCAGUGUUCCUGGGAAUGUGUCGGCCGAGUGGAGGUACCGGUGGUUCAGGGGGGGCGAGGAGCUCCAGGAGUCUGAAUACUUUGUCCUCUGGAAGGCCAGGCCACAGCAGAGUGGGAAGUACUACUGCCAGGGCCUAAGAACCACAUGGAUAAACACACAACACACCCUCCACAGCCUGCCUAUAGAAAUAGAGGUGGACGGUGGGUGGGCCAUCCUGCAGGCCCCGCCCCUGCCCAUGCUGGUUGGAGAGACAAUGACCCUGACGUGUCGUGUCCGUAACAACCCCAAACUGACAGAGGUCAUACUCUACAAAGACGGGGUGGAGCUUCAGAUACAGCGUGGCCCAGAGCUGCGUGUCACCAACCUUACCCUGCAACACCACGGAUCCUAUUGGUGCAGAGCAUCCUGGGAUGGACGGAGGGAAACCAACUCUGUAAUCUCAAUGGCUGCUCCAGUGUCCAUCAUAGAGGUUCUGACAGAGCCCAUGUUGGAGAUUGUGCCCAAUGACCCUCUGAUCCAUAAAGACUGUAUGCUCCUGGUGUGUCACGUUCAACUGAAUGCCCGUCAGCCGGUUCCACACAUCCACUACUACUUCUACCAGGACGGGCUGAGUCUCGGGCCUGCCUCUUCCCAGGACAAAGUCACAGUACUGAGGGACUCAGGCCAGUACUGGUGCAAAGCCAGCGUUCCUACUCUGGGCCUGAAGAGGCUCAGCGAGCCCUUAGGUUAUGGGCGAGUGACAGGGAAACAUCAGGGACCAGUUGUCUCUCUCCAGCCCAGAGCUCCAACUCCCCAGACCACCACCUCUAUCUAGCCUUCUCAGCCCCCUACCUUCCCCGAUGCAGCCAGUGAUUCUCCAAACACUGUCCUGUGAUGUUGUUUUUUCAGAUGAUGGGACAAUGGUGUGGAGGGACUUCUUUUGAACAAUACCAGAUCAAUGUACAUUAUCACUAUCAGUUUCAUAAUUAGACCCCUUUGAACCAAUUUAGUUGCAUCUCCAGUUUACCCAUUCAUUUGCCUCCAGAAUGUACUUGUGUUUUAUAACAUUCCUUAUCUAAAUGAAUGAAUUAAUUACUCAUUAAUAUAAUGUUAUUUGUCUUUUAAGUUGUGAAUGAAACAAUGAAUUGUAUUUGCACUGUUGAUUGUAAACUCAAUCCAAAUAAAUCCAGUCAAAGUCAAA